Cylicocyclus nassatus is the source of this 690-nucleotide messenger RNA. Lineage: Eukaryota; Metazoa; Nematoda; Chromadorea; Rhabditida; Strongylidae. The record is from the annotation of a GenBank genome assembly.
GUAUCUAACUCCUGCGUGACCGAAAAAUCCACCGAUUAUGUUAGCUGCUGGUCAGCUUAUUAGCGAAUGGCAAAAUGGGCAGGAUAUCGAGAGAUACGUCGAGCUAGGAGAUCUUUUGAAAGGAGAGUCGCAUAUAUUGCUGGUGCUCCCCAUGGCAUCUACACGCAUUGGGCAGUGUACAUAGGACGACAUGACAAUGUUCCUCUAGUGGUGCAUCUUUCUGGAGAAGGGGCCGACUUCAACACUGGAGAGGGUGUCGGCAAUGGCCCGUUAGAUUCACUCGCUGGAUCAUCAUCAGGUUUAUUCGGCGGAGUCGCUGCGGAGGUACGAUGUGAUUCAAUAGCUUCUGUUGCUGGUGAUGACUUAGUACGAGUCAACAAUGGCCAAGAUGCGGAUCAUGAUCCUUUUCCUCCUACGAUCGUUGUCGAACGGGCUACUUUACAGCUAGGAGCUGGUAACUAUAAUCUAGUUCUGAAUAAUUGCGAACACUUUGUAAAGUGGUGUCGAUACGGGAACAGAAUUAGUAGUCAGGCUGUCGCCGCUAAGAGUCUUCUGUUAGGAACAGCUUUAGCUGCAGCAGGUGCUUCACCAAUGGUAGCUUUUGGAGCGGGUAUGGCGAUGUUCACUCUUGCAACGCCGGUGUCAAAGCUGAUCAGUCGUUAUUAUGGCUCUAACUUCUCCUUAUUCUGA